Ctenopharyngodon idella (grass carp) is the source of this 1165-nucleotide messenger RNA. Its product is annotated as hepatocyte cell adhesion molecule-like. Bases 186 to 992 code for a protein of 268 amino acids. The transcript has 4 exons. The record is from RefSeq and is a predicted model, not a curated record. NCBI's taxonomy places the organism in Eukaryota, Metazoa, Chordata, Actinopteri, Cypriniformes, Xenocyprididae.
UUGAGAAAGAAAAAGUUCUUAAACUUAAAAGAAUUACUGAAAAGGUCUGUCUGUGUGGGAGGAGCUACUGGACGAGUUUAAGUGCUGGGUUUCUCUGAAAAUCUUCAUUACACACUGGCAGAACAAUCGACAUUUGCAAGAGUGCAGGACUUGAUUAUUAUAACAUUUCUGAAACUGUUAAAAAAAUGUUUGAUAUGUUAAUUUUCUUCUGGUUGUUCUCCUGGAGUCUGACUGGUGUGUUUGUUGCUGAUGCAGUGAAGUCAGAGUCAGUGACUGAGGGAGAAUCAGUCUCUCUGAACUCUAGUCUCACUCAAAUACAGACACAUGAAGACAUCGAGUGGAAGUUUGGGGACAUUCUCAUAGCUACAGUAAUGAACAACAAGAGCGUGUUUUAUGAUAUUGAUGAUGAGAGAUUCAGAGACAGACUGAAACUGGAUCAGACUGGAUCUCUGACCAUCAUCAACAGCAGAACCACAGACUCUGGACUUUAUACAGUCUCCAGCAGCAGCAGAGACACGAUCAACACCAUCAAUCUCACUGUCUAUGCUCGUCUGCCUGUUCCUGUCAUCAGCAGAGACUGUUCAUCUUCAUCAUCAUCAUCAUCAUCAUGUUCAUUGGUGUGUUCAGCUGUGAAUGUGAGUCAUGUGACUCUCUCCUGGUUCAAAGGAAACAGUUCAUUGUCCAGCAUCAGUGUGUCUGAUCUCAGCAUCAGUCUCUCUCUACCUCUGGAGGUGGAAUAUCAGGAUAGAAACACCUACAGCUGUGUGAUCAACAAUCCCAUCAGCCAUCAGAUCAAACAUUUCAACAUCACUGAACUCUGUCACACAUGUGCAGAGAGUAUCCACUGUUGUGGCUUUACUGAAGCUGUGAUCCGAUUGGCUCUCUCUGCUCUGGUGGGCGUGGCUACUGUGGUUGUUCUGGUUUAUGACAUCAGAUCCAGAAGUCUUCAACAGAAGAAGAGCGUCCAGAAAUAUCCAUCAAACUCCGAUUAAUCUCUCAGGAAGAUGGAGAUCAUCUGGAAUGACUGGAGAUAUUAUAUUAUAUUACAAGAAAUCUUUUGAGUAAAUAGCAUUCAUGAACAGACAGACAGACAGACAGACAGACAAUUUAAAGGGUUAGUUCACCCAAAAAUGAAAAUAAUGUAAUUUAUUACUCACCCUUAUGC